Molecule: messenger RNA, 3527 nt
Organism: Athene cunicularia (burrowing owl)
Lineage: Eukaryota; Metazoa; Chordata; Aves; Strigiformes; Strigidae
Gene: BRD4
Product: bromodomain containing 4
Exons: 19
Coding region: 192-3512 (1106 amino acids)
Biological process (GO): positive regulation of transcription elongation by RNA polymerase II; chromatin remodeling
Cellular component (GO): nucleus; chromatin
Source: RefSeq, a predicted model, not a curated record
AUCUUUCUUUCAAUAGUAGCUUCGAAAAUGAAGGUCAGAGGGUUCAGCUGGUGAAGAAGAACCGAACACCUCAAAGGGUCAACUCUGAUUUCAGAUACAGUAUCUAAAGGCAUUUGUGCCUGAAGCCACGGAAGAUAGAUGGACAAGCCAAGCAACUUCUGACUCUGCAUCAUUUUCUGGGGCAAAAUUUAAUGGCAAUGUAUCCUACAAGGGUGUCUGGUGAGGAAUGCAAUGGGAUCAAUAGCAUGUCGACAGAGAGUGGCCCUGGAACGAGACUGAGAAAUUUGCCAGUAAUGGGGGAUGGACUAGAAACCACCCAAAUGUCUACGACACAGUCACAGGCUCAACCCCAACAAGGCAGUGCUGUAGGCGUGAAUCCCCCUCCACCGGAGACCUCCAACCCCAACAAACCCAAGCGACAGACCAACCAGCUGCAGUAUCUGCUCAAGGUGGUGCUGAAGACGCUGUGGAAGCACCAGUUUGCGUGGCCUUUCCAGCAGCCUGUGGACGCCGUCAAGCUCAACCUCCCUGAUUAUUAUAAGAUAAUUAAAACUCCGAUGGAUAUGGGAACAAUAAAGAAACGCUUGGAGAAUAACUACUACUGGAACGCUCAAGAAUGUAUCCAGGAUUUUAACACGAUGUUUACAAACUGCUACAUCUACAAUAAGCCAGGGGAUGACAUAGUCUUAAUGGCAGAAGCUUUAGAAAAGCUUUUCCUGCAGAAAAUCUCCGAAAUGACCCAGGAGGAAACGGAAAUUGUGAUAGCCCAGACGAAAGGAAGAGGACGCGCGAGGAAGGAAGCAGUGACAUCCAAACCAGGAUCAUCCACGGUACCAAACGCAACCCAAGGCUCGUCCCCGGCGCAGACGCAGGCGCCGCAGCAGACCCUCCAGUCUGCACAGACGACUCAUUCCUUCCCCUCCGUCACCCCCGACCUCAUCGUCCAGGCCCCCGUCAUGACGAUGGUGCCUCCUCAACCUCCUGCACCGCCUCCACCUGCCCCCCAGGCCCCCGCGCCGCCGGCCCCAGCUCCCCAGCCCAUCCAGCCUCACCCUCCCGUUAUCCCGACACCCGCCCAGCCCGUGAAGACAAAAAAAGGAGUGAAGAGGAAAGCAGACACCACGACACCAACGACCAUUGACCCAAUUCAUGACUCGUCAUCGCUGCCCGCUGAACCCAAAUCCGCCAAGCUGGGUCCACGCCGGGAAAGCAGCCGCCCGGUGAAGCCUCCAAAGAAGGACGUUCCAGACUCACAACAACACGUGGUAGAAAAGAGUAGCAAAAUAUCCGAGCAGUUAAAAUACUGCAGCGGGAUCAUCAAAGAAAUGUUCGCCAAGAAACACGCUGCCUACGCCUGGCCCUUCUACAAACCUGUGGAUGUGGAAGCACUGGGACUGCACGAUUAUUGCGAUAUCAUUAAACAUCCCAUGGAUCUGAGCACAAUCAAAUCUAAACUGGAGAACCGGGAAUACCGAGAUGCUCAGGAAUUCGCAGCGGAUGUGCGAUUGAUGUUCUCCAAUUGCUACAAGUACAACCCCGCUGAUCACGAGGUGGUGGCCAUGGCACGGAAACUGCAGGACGUGUUUGAGAUGCGCUUCGCCAAGAUGCCGGAUGAGCCAGAAGAACCUGUGAUACCAGCUUCUUCUCCCGUGGUGGUGCCCCCUCCCACCAAGGUGGCUCCCCCUUCGUCCAGCGACAGCAGCAGCGACAGCUCCUCCGACAGCGACAGCUCCUCGGAUGACUCCGAGGAGGAGCGAGCCCAGCGGUUAGCGGAGCUGCAGGAGCAGCUUAAAGCAGUGCAUGAACAGCUUGCAGCCCUGUCCCAGCCGCAGCAGAACAAACCAAAGAAAAAAGAAAAAGACAAGAAGGAGAAGAAGAAAGAGAAGCACAAAAAGAAAGAAGAGCUGGAAGACACCAAGAAAAGCAAAGUCAAGGAGCCGCCACCCAAGAAGGCCAAGAAAAGCAACAGCAACAGCAGUACCUCCAGCCUCAUGCUUGUGCUUCAAGCUCAAGCUAUAAAUGAAAACGAUGCUCAAUUCCAGGCUGGAAACUGGGAACAUCAAGAAGUGGUUACAGGGAAGGGGUCAGACCCAGCCUUAACGAUGUUGUCCUGUUGUCUUCUUGCAGCGGAGAAAGUGGAUGUAAUUGCUGGUUCCUCUAAGAUGAAGGGGUUCUCCUCCUCCGAGUCUGAGAGCACCAGCGAGUCCAGCUCCUCCGACAGCGAAGAUUCAGAAACAGGUUUGGUGAAGAAGCUUCAUCUUCUGGUUGGCAUCUCCAGAAUGACCGAUGCCACCGGGGCCAUCAAAGCUUUGCCGCUCGUGGUCUCCAUUGGCUUCGUCUUCCUGGUGAAGAUGGCCAGUAGACAGGUGCAGCAGCUGCAGCACCAGCCGCCGCCGCGGCCCAUGCACAUGCAGCCCAUGCCCUUUCCAUCCCACAUCCCCCAGCCCCAACCGCCACCGCAGCAACAUCCACCCCCGCAGCCGCCCCCGCCGCCGCCCCCACCGCAGCCGGCCAAACCGCAGCAGGUCAUCCAGCAUCACCCAUCGCCACGGCACCAUAAGCCAGAUCCCUACUCGACCGGUCACUUGAGGGAAGCUCCUUCCCCUCUCAUGAUGCAUUCCCCACAGAUGCCACAGUUCCAGGGUUUGGUCCACCAGUCGCCACCUCAACAAACUAUCCAGCCAAAAAAACAGGAGAUGAGAGCCGCCUCCGUUGUCCAAUCACAACCCAUGGUAGUGAAGGAGGAGAAGAUGCAUUCUCCUGUCAUCCGUAACGAGACGUUCAGUCCCCCCUUGCGGCAAGAUCCGCCGAAACACCCGGAGAGCAUCAAACCGCCCGCACACAUCCCGCAGCGGACGGAGAUGAAACCCAUGGAGGGGGGACGACCAGUCAUCAGACCCCCAGAGCAAAACCCACCACCACCAGGAGUGCAGGAAAAAGAUCGGCAGAAACAGGAGCCGAAAACACCCGUCGCCCCCAAAAAGGACCUAAAAAUCAAGAACAUGGGGUCCUGGGCGAGCUUGGUCCAGAAACAUCCCACCACUCCGUCCUCCACGGCAAAGUCCUCCAGCGACAGCUUCGAGCAGUUCAAGAGGGCGGCGCGGGAGAAGGAGGAGCGGGAGAAGGCGCUGAAGGCUCAGGCAGAGCAGGUGGAGAGGGAGAAGGAGCGGCUGAGGCGGGAGCAGGAGAGGAUGAGGAGCCGGGAGGACGAGGACGCCAUGGAACAGGCGCGCCGGGUGCACGAGGAGGUGCGGCGGCGCCAGGAGCAGCAGCAACAGCAACAGCAGCAGCAACAACAGCAGCAGCAGCAACAACAGCAGCAGCAGCAACAACAACAACAAGUGUCAGCGGCGGCGGCGCCCCAAGCCCAGAGCUCACAGCCCCAGUCCUCCCAGUCCAUGUUGGAUCAGCAGCGGGAGAUGGCCAGGAAACGGGAGCAGGAACGGAGGCGCCGGGAAGCGGUGAGUGAGGAGCUGGGGUGGCUCCUGGCCUGCAAUCACUGGGGAUGCUAAAAUAUAUAUAUAUAU